Lathyrus sativus (Indian pea) is the source of this 1542-nucleotide messenger RNA. Lineage: Eukaryota; Viridiplantae; Streptophyta; Magnoliopsida; Fabales; Fabaceae. The record is from the annotation of a GenBank genome assembly.
AUGUCCGUGAUGAAUUUGAUUAUGUGUUUGUUUCUAUGCACGCUUUCUGUUUGUUGUUAUGCUUCUUCACAUCGUUCGAUCCUUCGUGAGGUUAGCGAUAAUGAUCGAAGUGGAAUUGAUCGGGAUUAUGCUGUCGAGCUUAAUGCGAGUAGUUUUGAUGCUGUUUUGAAGGAUACUCCUGCUACGUUUGCUAUUGUUGAAUUCUUUGCACAUUGGUGUCCUGCUUGCAGGAAUUAUAAGCCUCAAUACGAAAAGGUUGCAAGGUUAUUUAAUGGACCUGAUGCAGUGCAUCCUGGAAUCAUAUUAUUGACAAGGGUGGAUUGUGCAGAAAAGAUAAAUACUAAGCUCUGUGAUAAGUUUUCUGUUGGUCAUUAUCCUAUGCUCUUUUGGGGCGCUCCUCCUAAAUUUGUAGGUGGUAGUUGGGAACCGACACAAAAGAACAGUGAUAUACAGGUGAUUGAGAUUGUGAAUGCACGCACAGCUGGUCAAUUGCUUACUUGGAUCAACAAACAAACGUCCAGUUCGUUUGGGCUGGAUGAUCAGAAGUUUCAAAAUGAGCAUCUUUCAUCUAAUACAUCAGACCCCCAACAGAUUGCAAGAGGUAUCUAUGAUGUUGAAGAGGCAACUUCAUUAGCUUUUGACAUCAUCUUGGAGAACAAGAUGAUAAAACCAGAAACCCGUGCUUCACUUUUAAAGUUUCUCCAGCUUUUGACCGCUCAUCAUCCUUCUAGGAGAUGCCGGAAGGGCGCCGGAGACUUACUUGUGAGCUUUGAUGACUUAUACCCAACAGAGUCUUGGUCAUCUCAUAAGAAAGAAGAUGAUAAGAGUUUGGCUAAGAACUUUCAAAUUUGCGGAAAAGAAGUGCCACGUGGAUACUGGAUGUUCUGUCGUGGUAGUAAGAAUGAAACCAGAGGCUUUAGCUGUGGCUUAUGGGUUCUUCUACAUUCACUCUCUGUAAGGAUUGAGGAUGGAGAGAGUCAGUUUACAUUUACUGCAAUCUGUGAUUUUGUUCACAACUUCUUUGUCUGCGAGGAAUGCCGACAACAUUUUUACAAGAUGUGUUCAAGUGUUUCCAGUCCUUUCAACAAAGCCCGCGACUUUGCACUCUGGUUGUGGAGUUCCCAUAACAAGGUAAACGAAAGGCUGAGGAAAGAAGAAGCUUCUAUAGGUACCGGUGAUCCCAAAUUCCCAAAGACAGUUUGGCCUCCAAAGCAGCUUUGCUCUUCCUGUUACCUUGACUAUGACCAAACAAGCAACAAAAUUGAAUGGAACCAGGAUGAAGUCUACAGGACUCUGAGAAAUUAUUACGGGAAAACACUCGUGUCUCUGUACAAAGAGAAUGGUAUUGCUGGAACUGAAGGAGCUGAAGGAGCCACCCUAGAAGAUUUAACAGUCGGGACGAAUGCAGUUGUGGUGCCGGUUGGAGCUGCUUUGGCAAUUGCUGUUGCUAGCUGUGCCUUUGGAGCACUCGCAUGCUACUGGCGUUCACAACAAAAGAGUCGGAAGUAUUUCCAUCACCUACACUCUUUAAAGAACAUAUGA